Pangasianodon hypophthalmus (striped catfish) is the source of this 4567-nucleotide messenger RNA. It is a transcript of the gene dpyda.1, whose product is annotated as dihydropyrimidine dehydrogenase a, tandem duplicate 1. Gene Ontology annotation, biological process: uracil catabolic process; thymine catabolic process. Gene Ontology annotation, cellular component: cytoplasm; cytosol. The record is from RefSeq and is a predicted model, not a curated record. Gene Ontology annotation, molecular function: iron-sulfur cluster binding; dihydropyrimidine dehydrogenase (NADP+) activity; uracil binding. Bases 465 to 3545 code for a protein of 1026 amino acids. Lineage: Eukaryota; Metazoa; Chordata; Actinopteri; Siluriformes; Pangasiidae. The transcript is spliced from 23 exons.
CAUGCUGAGUCUCUGGAGCUGUCAGUAGUCACACGCAUCACCGCCCUGUGCAACAACAGUCCAAAGUUUGCUGCUGAACUUUCCCUGGUCCCAGCUGGGACUGCAAGACAUUCUUCCCCUCCUUGCUCUUGGAACCUUUGUCCGUUCAUUCGGAUGCUUUAGCAGUGAAUUCGUGCUAGUUUCUGGCUGAUUUCCAGGCUCUCCGGACCACAAAAGGACGGCUUGAGGAAAGUGAAGAGGAAGCGGUGCUGUGUGUGUGUGUGUGUGUGUGUGUGUAGUGUAGUGGAGUGGAGUGUGCUCGCGGCUCCUGCGACUUCACGCGCUGCAGCAACGCCACACAGCUCGCUGGACUUCAGCAGCAUUAUUAUUAUUAUUUUUAAAAUCAGCGUUGUGUUUUUUUUUUUUUUUUGGGUUUGUUUUAUGUUCUUCUCUGAUCUGUUCUGAUUCCGCGAAAAAAAAAAAAAAUGGCCAGAAUGCUGAGCAAGGACCUGCCGGAUAUCGAGAAUAUCCUUGCCCUCAAUCCGAGGGUGAAGAGCCAUGCCACGCUCCACUCCACUGCAGCCAAGAAAGCUGAGAAAAAGCACUGGAAGAGGAACAUAGAGAAAGGCUGUGAUAGCUGCGUGAAGCUGGAGAACAAUUUUGAUGACAUCAAACACACGACACUGAGCGAGCGCGGAGCACUUCGUGAAGCCAUGAGAUGUCUAAAGUGUGCAGAUGCACCUUGUCAGAAGAGCUGCCCCACUAAUCUCGACAUAAAGGCUUUUAUCACCAGCAUCUCUAACAAGAACUAUUACGGGGCAGCGAGGGCGAUCCUGUCGGACAACCCGCUGGGCCUGACAUGUGGGAUGGUGUGUCCCACCUCAGACCUGUGUGUGGGUGGCUGUAACCUCUACGCCUCAGAGGAAGGGCCCAUCAACAUUGGAGGACUGCAGCAGUUUGCUGUUGAGGUGUUCAGUAAGAUGGGUAUUCCUCAGGUGAGGAUGCCUGGCCUUCCUCCUCCUGAGCAGAUGCCUGAGAGCUACCACUCAAAGAUCGCUCUGAUCGGCUGCGGCCCUGCCAGCGUCAGCUGCGCCUCAUUCCUUGCUCGUCUCGGUUACAGUAACAUCACGAUCUUUGAGAAGGAGAAGUAUGUCGGUGGACUGAGCUCUUCAGAAAUCCCUCAGUUCCGCCUGCCCUAUGAGGUGGUGCAGUUUGAGCUGGACCUGAUGAAAGACCUGGGAGUGAAGAUCGUCUGUGAGAAAGGACUAGGCCAAGAUGGAAUGACACUCCAGUCGCUGAAAGAGCAGGGAUACAAGGCUAUCUUCAUUGGAAUUGGUCUACCUCAAGCUAACAGGCACAAAAUCUUUGAAGGCCUCUCUAUGGAGCAGGGAUUUUAUACCUCCAAGGAUUUUCUCCCACGAGUUGCCAAGGCCAGCAAACUAGGGAUGUGCAGCUGCCGCUCAGCGCUGCCUCGGCUCCAUGGCUCUGUGAUUGUCCUGGGCGCAGGAGACACCGCCUUUGACUGUGCCACCUCUGCCCUGCGCUGCGGCGCACGCCGGGUCUUUGUGGUGUUCAGACGUGGCUUCACCAACAUCCGCGCAGUCCCUGAAGAGAUGGAACUGGCCAAGGAAGAGAAGUGCGAGUUCCUGCCUUUCCUGUCACCAAGAGAGGUUAUACUGAAGAAGGGCCUUGUGCACGCCAUGGAGUUCUGCCGAACGGAGCAAACUGAGACGGGCGAAUGGGUUGAGGACCAUGAGCAGAUCAUACGCCUCAAAGCCGACUUCAUCAUCAGUGCGUUCGGCUCUGUGCUGAAUGACCCUAAAGUGAAAGAGGCCAUGGCUCCCAUCAGGUUAAACAGAUGGGGGCUUCCUGAGCUGAACCGGGAGAGCAUGCAGUGCAGUGAGCCAUGGGUGUUUGCUGGGGGCGACGUAGCCGGCCUGGCCAACACCACUGUGGAGUCAGUCAACGAUGGCAAGCAGGCCUCCUGGCACAUCCACAAAUACUUACAGGCCAUUCAUGGACAAACGGUUAGCAGUGAGCCACAACUGCCUCUGUUCUACUCGCCCAUCGACACCGUGGACAUCAGCUUGGAAGUGUGUGGGAUCAAAUUCCCAAACCCCUUUGGCCUGGCCAGUGCUCCACCCACCACCAGCGCGGCGAUGAUACGCAGAGCCUUUGAGCAAGGCUGGGGCUUUGCCCUCACCAAGACUUUCUCUCUUGACAAGGAUCUGGUGACCAACGUGUCUCCACGAAUCGUGCGCGGAACCACAUCAGGUCCACUAUUCGGCCCAGGCCAGGGCUCCUUCCUUAACAUCGAGCUCAUCAGUGAGAAAGCUGCAGAGUACUGGUGCCAGAGUGUGUCCGAGCUUAAGGCAGACUUUCCUCACAACAUUAUCAUUUCCAGCAUAAUGUGCAGCUACAACAAAGCUGAUUGGACUGAGCUUGCCAAAAUGGCAGAGGCUUCUGGAGCUGAUGCCCUGGAGCUGAAUUUAUCCUGCCCUCAUGGAAUGGGAGAGAGGGGUAUGGGACUCGCCUGCGGGCAGGAUCCAGAGCUGGUGCGGAACAUCUGCCGCUGGGUACGACAAGCUGUCACGAUCCCUUUCUUUGCCAAGCUGACCCCUAAUGUCACCAACAUUGUGGAUAUUGCCAAGGCUGCACAUGAAGGUGGUGCAGAUGGCGUCACCGCUACCAACACGGUCUCAGGCCUGAUGGGACUGAAGGCAGACGGCUCUCCCUGGCCUGGCAUCGGCCGAGACAAGCGCACCACAUAUGGCGGCGUGUCUGGCAACGCCAUUCGUCCCAUUGCCCUGCGUGCGGUGUCGGCCAUAGCCAGGGCACUCCCUGGUUUUCCUAUCUUGGCCACUGGGGGCAUUGACUCUGCUGAGUCUGGCCUACAGUUCCUCCAUGCCGGUGCCUCAGUACUGCAGGUCUGCAGUGCUGUACAGAAUCAGGAUUUUACAGUGAUAGAGGACUACUGCAUGGGACUGAAAGCUCUGCUCUAUCUAAAGAGCAUUGAGGAGCUGUGGGACUGGGAUGGUCAGUCUCCCCCCACUGUCCGCCACCAGAAAGGCAAACCUGUGCCCACUCUGCAAGAGCUGCUGGGGAAGAAAUUGCCAAAUUUUGGUCCAUAUCUUGAGGAGAGGAAGCUGGCCAUAGCAAACAACAGAGAGAAGCUAAGAGAUCUCAAAGACAACACACCUCCUUCCACUGGCUCAAGAAUUAACAGCCCUAAGAAACCUGUGCCAGCUGUUAAAGAUGUGAUAGCCCGAGCUCUGAAGCACAUUGGAGCAUACCAGGAGCUGAACAACCAGGAGCAAGUGCAGGCUCUCAUAGAUGAAGAGAUGUGCAUCAACUGUGGAAAGUGUUACAUGACCUGCAACGACUCUGGAUACCAGGCCAUUACGUUUGACCCUGAGACCCAUUUGCCUGUGGUUCAGGACAGCUGCACCGGCUGCACUCUAUGCUUCAGCGUCUGUCCCAUCAUCGACUGCAUCCAAAUGGUUACCAGGACAACGCCCUAUGUGCCAAAUAGAGGCCUCCCUCAAGCCAUCAUGCCUGUAUGCUGAAUGAAAGAAGAGAAAGAGACAGGAAAGAGAGAAAGAGUAUGAGGAAGAAUAAAAAAAAAAAAAAAAAAAGAAUCACCAAAUGUCUACAUCAGAGCAUUGAUUUCAGUACAUAAUUGCGGGGUGAAAAAUGACCUAUGUUGUAAGGGAGGGGGGAGCAAAUAAUUAGUUUUGAGAAAUAAUUGCCUUAUAUUCUGAAGCCAAUUAUCCAGAAAUAAUCGCACAGGCAAAAAUACUUGCGUUAUUUCAAAACAAUAGCAGGGCAGCGUGUUGUCGUGGAGUUCAUUCGCUCCUCUUCGUCAGGGCUGUGCUAAUGAGAAUGAAGAGGGACAAUUCAAAUUAUGGAUGUUCAUGAUGAUGCAGGGAGCCCAUGCCACCACUGCAUGCUGCGUCUCCCAGCAAAACAUAGUGACAGUACAUCCUGUAAGCUCACUGGUCAAAUAAGACAUUCUUUAAACAGGAAAUGGUCAGAUAUACAAGUGACUGUAAUAAAGACAGACAAGUAUUGAAUACUAUGAUGUGCAAACAUUUAUAACAUAUAUAAUAACAUAUGUUCUGUUGUCCUCUUGUUUUCAGUUUUACACCAACAUGUACAAAUGUUCAAACAAGCACAGCUCCUUUUGAAGCUUUGAUUAGUAAGUGGUUAUUCUGAGAGCCAGCCUGCUUGUGUUAUACUGUGAACGCCAUGCAGAAAGGUCACCGUUGACUGGUUCCAGAUCAUUAGAUAUGAAGACUAGCUGUGAUUCAUUCUAGACCCUAAAGGUCAGCUCUGACCACUUUUAUCUCAAUAAAUCCUCACUGCUCCGGGUUGCAAUGCUUUAUGCAACUGUUCCGUGUCAGCACUACAAAAUGUUAUUGCACAGGAACAGGAUGUGUCAAUGAGCUGUCACAAGGAAGGGCUGUGAGUUAUUUCAUUUAUUUAUCUGGCUGCGAACAGAGUGACACAGUAUUUCAGAUUAUAUCUGUAUUACAAAUAGAAUGUGAGUACUGAAAUUUGACUACUAAUUAAAGCAAUUUUUAAAUCA